Molecule: messenger RNA, 2621 nt
Organism: Cololabis saira (Pacific saury)
Lineage: Eukaryota; Metazoa; Chordata; Actinopteri; Beloniformes; Belonidae
Exons: 3
Coding region: 419-1945 (508 amino acids)
Biological process (GO): positive regulation of cell size; positive regulation of translation
Source: RefSeq, a predicted model, not a curated record
GAGAGGUAGAGGGAGAGACAGAGAGACAGAGAGACAGACAGGGAGAGAGGGAGAGAGAAAGAGAGGGAGAGGGAGGUGGAGGGGCCCCGUGUUGGAGAGAGGGCUACAGGGUGAGGAGAAGAAGGACUGGGGAAAAGUUAGAAGUAUGAGAGAGACGGUUUGAGGAAAUUACGCACGCAAAGAUUAAGAGCUACAGGGGAGAAGAAAGGGGGAACAACAGACAGGAAGGAAGGGGAGGGAGAAGUCUUGGUUGGAGUAAAAAAAAAAAAAAAAAAAAGAGCUGAAGAAAAGUUUUCUUGUGGGAAGACGCAGAUGAGGAAAACAGCGAGUGAAUGACUGGGCUGGAGAGAGCUGGGAGAGGAGGAAACCAGUUGUUUUUUCAGGCGUUCUCUACGCAAGUCUCUGGAUUUCGUCGGACAUGUACACAGAAGGUUCAACUGGACACCAGCGAUUCCUCCAGCACAGCACCGCUCCAGCCCCCUGCCCCCGCCAGCGCUGCAUCCACUAUGACCAGCUGUACGACUACCACCGGGGGUCCGGGUACCCGCCAGCAUCCGCCAGACGGACGGACCACCCACUGCCGGACUGCAGGAGGGAGAUCCAGGCCCCUCGGGCUCCAGACGUAGGAGACGUAAGAGCGUUCACGGAGGACGGAGUUCCUGAGAGGAACGGUCACCUCAGCCACCUCAGCCCACAGAGGAGGCCUGUGUUCGCGGGGCCGGGCCCUUACAGCCAGUCACAUGACUCGGGCCAAGCGUGCCCUUGUGAACUGAACCCUGCCCAGUGGAACCACCCGCCGGAGCCUGGGGUGAGACACUACUCAUCUGUGAGGGAACAGUGUGGCUGUGUGGUGCACAGCGGCGCUAUGGUUCACCCCUUCCACUCUGGGAUACCACACCCUCUCCCUCAUCUGCAGGUCAAAGGUCAGGGCUACAGGCGGCGGAGGACCGUCAGGUACAUCUCCAUGGAUGAGGAGGAAGGCUGUGCAUGCACUUCCGAGGACUAUCAGGCGGAGCCACACUAUCUUCAGUUGCAGCAUUUGUACAUGCCAAACGGUCACUCCGGAGCGAGGCAUGUGUUCUUUGAGGGAGGGGAGCCGAACGAUAGCCAUCAGGACUCGGGCAGAGUGAAGGGUGGAUCAGAGGAGAGUUUUAAUAGCUCUCACAAAGGCUUCUUCCCCACCGAGGUCCCGCAAAAGCACUUGAGCAAGAACAGACGGAAGGGAUCCUGCGUCCUUCCCUCUGACUCCACCUGUUUGGAAAGCUCCAGACCGGCGACUAACGAUGACCACCAGCGCCAAGAUAUGGGGGUGACAAAGCAGAAGAAGAGGCAGGACUCAGUGAGGGAGCAAAUCCGGCAAGUGGUGACAAAUCUGGAGGACGUGCUGGGGGGUUUGAAGCAAGUUCACGUUGAGAUGAAAGAGGUGGUUGAUCAGAUCGAUCGUCUCACGGCCAAUAUCGACCUCAGCGAGGAGGCACCGUGCAUUGCUCAGGGCUCAUCCAAAAAUGUUCAUGAAUCAACUCAUUCAGGCGACUUCAGAGUACCGCCGCUGGCCAAUCACAAGCCUGUUUCCGUUCAGGCGUCACAAGCCUUCGCUGAAGACCGCAUCAUCCUCAGAACUAACUCGCCCUCCCCGGUCCACAUGGCUUCGGUUGUCAAAACAAACUGUUUCACCCCAACCAGUCUCAAUAAAGACAUCAACCACGAAAGAGCAGGCGUGAACGGCCACCCGCCCCAUCUGUACCCUACGAGAGACUGCAACCACACCGGUCAAGAGCACCGGCCACAAACCCAGGUCAUCGUAGCCAACAGCAACCCAAGAACUCAGAAACCGCCACCUUACCCCCAAAAUGGCCGCUGCGGAAAGGGUCCGUACCCGCCGCCCAAGCCCGUGAGGACCCCCGCCAACCUUAUGAGAGGACUCCAGAGCACCAGCAUGGUGUGAUGGGGGGGCAGCUGAUCCGCCCCAGCACCGUGGGGGCCUGAAACAUGAGGCCCUGCUGCAAUGAGUGGAGGUCACAGAGGGACCAGGCAGGGGGAAAACUCACACAGGAACUGACGCCAUGGACACGAGCCACUAUCAGCUGGUGGAAACGGAGCACGGCCUGAAGGUGGGGAUGUUUCCAAAGGGAACACUCCACCUAGAUUUGACCAGUCACAGUGUGUCACCUGAUCACAGAAGUGGGGAGCAGUGAAUGUCAAACCUCUCUCAGAAUCUAAGCUGCUGAUGUUUAUGAACACCGAAAAAGGCAUAAAAUGCAAACUGUUACUCCUUAACCACCAACUGAAACAUAACAGUGUAUUUUCAUGACAGUAUUAAUUUAUUUUUCCUAUUGUUAUUAUUAUUUUUUUAAAUUCAAAAGCAUUUAUUUUUGACAUUUUACAGUGGAUAUUUACGACGGAGUAUUAGGGCCAAACAAAAAAACAAAAAAAGGAAAUUACGAGAAUAAAGUCAUAAUGUAAUGAGAAUAAAGUCGUAAAAUUACGAGAAUAAAGUCAUAAUAUUACGAGAAUAAAGUCGUAAAAUUACGAGAAUAAAGUCAUAAUAUUACGAGAAUAAAGUCGUAAAAUUACGAGAAUAAAGUCAUAAUAUUACGAGAAUAAAGUCGUAAAAUUACGAG